AUGGCUGAUCAGUCACAAGCUCAGAACACAAUCCCUACCUUUAAGCUCGUCCUCGUCGGCGACGGAGGUACUGGCAAAACCACCUUUGUCAAGCGCCACUUGACUGGUGAAUUCGAGAAGAAGUACAUUGCCACUCUCGGUGUCGAAGUACACCCUCUAUCAUUCUCCACCAACUUCGGCACGAUCUGCUUCAAUGUCUGGGACACGGCAGGGCAGGAGCGGUUUGGUGGCCUUCGGGACGGCUACUAUAUUCAGGGCCAGUGCGGUAUCAUCAUGUUCGACGUCACGUCGCGUAUCACGUACAAGAAUGUCCCCAACUGGCACCGUGAUCUCGAGCGUGUCUGCGAGAACAUCCCAAUUGUGCUCUGCGGCAACAAGGUUGACGUGAAGGAGCGAAAAGUGAAGACUGGCCAGGUCACUUUUCACCGAAAGAAGAACAUUCAGUACUUCGAGAUCUCUGCAAAGUCCAACUACAACUUCGAGAAGCCGUUCCUGUGGCUCGCUCGCAAGCUUGUUGGUAACCCUUCACUGGAGUUCGUCGCGGCGCCUGCUCUGGCGCCCGCUGAGGUGCAGGUCGAUGCUGCUCUCAUGGAGCAGUACCAGAAGGAAUUGGCGCAGGCUGAGGCGAUUCCUCUGCCUGAGGAAGACGAGGAUUUGUAA
Molecule: messenger RNA, 660 nt
Organism: Laetiporus sulphureus 93-53
Lineage: Eukaryota; Fungi; Basidiomycota; Agaricomycetes; Polyporales; Laetiporaceae
Product: ras-domain-containing protein
Exons: 7
Coding region: 1-660 (219 amino acids)
Biological process (GO): protein import into nucleus; ribosomal subunit export from nucleus
Cellular component (GO): cytoplasm; nucleus
Molecular function (GO): GTPase activity; GTP binding
Source: RefSeq, a predicted model, not a curated record